Trichomycterus rosablanca is the source of this 4494-nucleotide messenger RNA. RefSeq names its product RAB6A, member RAS oncogene family (gene rab6a). NCBI's taxonomy places the organism in Eukaryota, Metazoa, Chordata, Actinopteri, Siluriformes, Trichomycteridae. Gene Ontology annotation, biological process: vesicle-mediated transport. The record is from RefSeq and is a predicted model, not a curated record. Gene Ontology annotation, molecular function: GTP binding; GTPase activity. The transcript is spliced from 8 exons. Bases 144 to 770 code for a protein of 208 amino acids.
UGAGCUGGAAAGGCGUCGCUAAGUGAGCUGCAACUUAACGCAGAGUUCAAGUGAAUUCAGGAAUAUAAACAUUUUAAACUGGAAUCAGACUGGAUUUACCAGCAUUGAUAGUGUAACCAGUUUAUCUGUAAUACAGAGCAGUCAUGUCUACUGCAGGAGACUUCGGGAACCCGUUACGGAAAUUUAAACUGGUGUUUCUUGGGGAGCAAAGUGUUGGGAAGACGUCACUGAUCACCAGAUUCAUGUAUGACAGCUUUGAUAAUACCUACCAGGCCACAAUAGGAAUUGAUUUUCUGUCGAAAACAAUGUACCUUGAGGACAGAACAAUCAGGCUCCAGCUAUGGGACACGGCGGGUCAGGAGCGUUUUCGUAGCCUCAUUCCCAGCUACAUCCGUGACUCAGCUGCUGCUGUCGUAGUGUACGACAUCACAAAUGUAAACUCCUUCCAGCAGACCACAAAGUGGAUUGAUGAUGUCAGAACGGAGAGAGGAGGUGACGUUAUCAUCAUGCUAGUGGGAAACAAGACAGAUCUUGCAGACAAAAGGCAAGUGUCUAUUGAAGAGGGUGAAAGAAAAGCCAAAGAGCUAAACGUCAUGUUUAUUGAGACUAGCGCUAAAGCUGGCUACAACGUAAAGCAGCUUUUCCGACGUGUGGCUGCUGCCCUGCCCGGCAUGGAGAGCACACAGGACAAGAGCAGAGAAGACAUGAUCGACGUAACGCUGCAAAGUCCUCCAGAACAGCCUGUGAGCGAAAGUGGCUGCUCCUGCUAAACCUCCUCCGUCUACAUUCUCCAUCUUUUGCUUUCUCUGUCCUGCAUUCUCCUUCUUUAUCUAUCCACAUUAUUUCUUUUUUUUAUUUUGGUCUUUCUCUUAUCUCAGCCUCAUUAUCAGUGCUCCUCCAAAUGCAGAAACCUGAUGAGCACUACUUCAUCCAUCAUCCUGAGCACUGUGCUUUCUGCUGACUCACUGAGCUGACCUUAAGCUUCCCGAGCACAAUGGGGACUGGAAAGGUGUCUCAUUUUAUUAUUUCCGUUAAGCUUCCAUGUUUUAAACACCUUACUUACCUUUUUCGUCUGAGUGCAGUUGAGAGCUAUGAUAUACAGUACUAUGUUGGCAUUGAUGACAGCCAGUGAAUUAAAAUUAAAGUUGAUGAUAAUAGAAAUGUACUCUUCAGACAUUUAGGUUAGGUAAAGUGGUAAUUGGAAGGGCUAUGACAUUAUGCCUUGCAUGCUAUGAGCAGUGCUAUAUUAUUGGGUAAUGCAGGCUGAAGCAGACUUUUCUGAUAAAGCAUGUUCUUAUAUAAGUGUAAAAUAAAUGUGUACAGAUUGGUGACAAUAUCCCGGUAGGCCUGUCACGAUUAUGAUAUUUUAUCUGACCAGACCUUAUUUUGAAAAAAAGAAUUUCGCAUAUCUGCCUACAUAUCAAAAUAAGGCUUUUCUUCGGCCAGGCUACGAAUUAUUAUACUGUAAUAAUGUAUACAGUUAAAAAUAAUUUCAGUUGGGGGCCGCUCAGGUUGCGCAGCUGUAAAAACACUCUGGCACACCAGAGCUGGGAUCUCGAAUACAUCGUAUCGAGUCUCAGCUCUGCCUGCCGGGUGGGCCGGGCCGAGCAGCCACAUGAACAAUGAUUGGCCUGUUGUUUAUAUAGGGGCGGGGCAUUAAGCCGGAUAGGAACUCUCUCAUAUCUGAUGCAACUAUGACCUCUGCUGGCUGGUUGAAGGCGCCUGCACAGAGGCGGGGAAAAGAGUGCGGAUCAGGGUGUGUCUGUCCGUACACAGAGCUGGUCCGCAGCUGAUCUGGUCUAGUGUAGGUGACAAAAUGCAUAUGGCUGCUGCACAUGUGUCGGAGGGGGUGUGGGUUAGCUUCGUUCUCCUCAACUCAGAGCCGGGGCCAGCAUUAGUGGAAAGGAAGCAUGACUCAAUCGGGCAAUUGGACGCGCUAAAAGUUGGAAGAAGAAGGGGAGAAAAUGCAUAAACUACAUCAGUUGUUCUGGGAUUCACAUUAUUUCUGCAUCUGUUAUUUUAGUGUGACUGAAUAGUUAAACAUUUUAUAUUAAAACUGUCACCAUAGACUGAAAGAAAAUUGUCCAGGUGGUCAAGAAUCAACUAAAAUAAAAUAGGCUGGCAAUGAAUUAGUAGAUGCUUAAACACAUAUAACACUGUCCACAGCCAAACAAGCUUAUAGUUACCAGAAGCAGUGUAAGAACAAAGCUCCUGCUAUUUCUUUGUCCGUGUAAUCAGCAGCAAACUUCUGUCGAGGUGUAAGGUGUGUAUUGUUUAGCAUGGUAACCUUUUUAGUUCAUGGUGAUGUUGAGCUUUCUUGAUUGUGGACAGCCACCUUGUUUCAUAUGAUGGAGUGACAUAAUGACCACUAAGGAAUUAAGAAGACAUGCUACAAAGAUGCUAUUUUUACACCAUUAAAACAACAGUCUAAUUUGCUGUAUGCAUAUUUUGACCUAGACAGGCCACAAUAAACUUAAAAAAUGAAAACAAACCAGGCGCUCAGCACGCAGGCACACCAGAGACUUUUUGAACUCGUCGGUUCGAAACUCGGCUCUACCAUCUGGCUGGGCUGGGAGCCUACACGAACAAUGAUUGGCUGUUGUUCAUACAGGGUGGGAGCCUGACAGGGAACUUUCCAGAGUUGAGGGAUGUGUUGAUCAGGGUGUGGCUCUCCGUACACAAAGCUGAGCCGUAUAUGCACUCACCUCUUGCAGGUGAAAAGAUGCAGUCGGCUACUGCACACGUGUCGGAGCUUUGCUCUCCUCAACCAGGGCGGGGAUCGGCUUGAUUAGAGAGGAAGCAUGAUGCAACUGAGUAAUUGGAAACGCUAAAAGUUGGGAGAAAAAAUGGGAGGAAAUGCAUAAGCAAAAAAUAUGAAAUAAAAACAAAGCAACCAAAAUAAUGAAGUGUGUUGCAAUCAUUCAGUCACAGAAAAUAAACAGUCGCAAAAAUAUUAGAAUACAGAGACUGCAAUGACAUGCCUGUCUCUUAUAACAGGACAUAGGAAGCCUAGUGGGUAGAGCUAUGGGCUCUGCUAAGCAUCCACUGUUGGGUCCUUGAGCAAGACCCUUAACCCUGUCUGCUCCAGGGGCACUGUAAGGUGGCUGACCCUGCACUCUGACCCCAGCUUCCAAACAAGCUGGGAUAUGCGAAGAAAGAAUUUCACUGUACUGUACACCUGUAUAUGUAUAUGACAAAUAAAGUAUAUCUUCUUCUUCUUCUAUAAGUGUGUUUAAACACAUGAUGUCUACUGUAUAAAAACAGCCAUUAAGAAAGAUAAACAACUUUUGGCUGCUCCCAUAUUAAGGGUCGCCACAGUGAAUGUGGUCCACAUGUUUUUCCUGAUGCAAAACUCUUAUUUUAACCCGGGCUUAAGACUGGCAUUGAGAGGGCACUGACCCCACCAACCCCUGGACAUUCUGUGCAGACACAGGAACGACUGAUAACCCUGCUAAGAUUCGGUCCCCAGAUCUCAGUGGUAGUGGGAUAGCGUUCUUUAAUGCUGCGCCACCCAAGAGCCGGAACAACUAAAAUAUAUUUACAUUUACAUUUUAUAUUUUUAGCAUUUAGCAGGCGCUUUUAUCCAAAGCGACUUACAAGACUGACGGUUUACAGUCUAAGCAAUUGUGAUGGGGCUUUACCCAGCGACCUUUCGAUUACUAGUCCAGUACCACUAGGCUACAACUACAAAUAUAUAAAAGCUAUUAAUAAAUACUCACAGAAGUCGUACAGUGUUAACUGUUCUUUACGAAUUCCAGCUAAUGCUGUACAACAGACAAAAAAAACAUGUGAUAAUGUCAUGAUUGUGACAGGCCAGUGUCCAGGUCCAGAUGUUUUCUGUAGAGUGUGAACAUUUUCAGUUUGGAUAAUACAAGCUCUGGCUGUUUUUAAACCAUGGCUGCCAUUUUUGAUCUCCUUUCCUUUUUUGAUCUGUGGUUUCUGUAUCACAGUGGAAUAAAAGUACGUUUAUUAGGGUUUGCAAAGUUAGGAAUUUUGUUUUAUAUAUUAGGGGAAGUAUCAUAGAUAAACCUGGUAUCAAUAUGCGGGCAUGCCUUUGAAAUGAUUUUAUAGUGCUUCCACUGGCAUUUGUUAGCGUUUUGUUUGAUUUAAUGUAAUAUUUACAGUUUUCCCUUUAUGUAUUGGUUUGGAGUCAGCUAUGUUGAUUUGUAAUAUUUAUUUGUAGUGAUUCAGCGCAUUUUUUUGCAUUUUAAUUAUGUGGUCAUUACACUUCAGCUUUUUCAACGUCUUUUAAGAAUGCAGCUCAAGAUACAGUGCAAUUCAUCAUUUGUUUUUCCGUUAUUGUUGACUGAUUUGCAGGAGAGUCCAUGUCUGUAUGCUGCACAGUCAUUGUUUUUGUCCCGAAUGGUUUUUAACUGUCACUGCUGUUUGUGCUGCUGUGUUGCUGUAAACAAAAGUUCAUAAUUUGCACUGCUAGAAUACGUCGUGUCUUAUUGAAAAAUCUAAUAAAGACCUUUAUUAAGUAAUGAAAAUGUG